Mytilus trossulus (common blue mussel) is the source of this 3560-nucleotide messenger RNA. RefSeq lists its product as uncharacterized. The coding region runs from base 193 to 2352 and encodes 719 amino acids. The record is from RefSeq and is a predicted model, not a curated record. Gene Ontology annotation, biological process: homologous chromosome pairing at meiosis; meiotic attachment of telomere to nuclear envelope. The transcript has 3 exons. Gene Ontology annotation, molecular function: DNA binding. Gene Ontology annotation, cellular component: nuclear inner membrane. NCBI's taxonomy places the organism in Eukaryota, Metazoa, Mollusca, Bivalvia, Mytilida, Mytilidae.
CAAAUAAUACCGCCAUCUUUGAAAAUGGUAAACAGAUGACAAGAAAAGAAUAAUGUGUAUUGCAUGAAUAGAAAUGGUUAAAUAGCAAAUGAAUAGUAUUCCAGAAUAAUGCCUAAAUGGUUAUUUGAAAACAUAAAAGGAAGAUUUUGAAUAAUUUGAAGAUUUCAAGGAGCAACAAGGGUAGACUUUAAAAUGCCACUUGGAGGUUUUAACUUACUGAAAGAGGACACAAGACUGAUAAAGUGUGAUGAUACAGUCUAUAAGGUAAAAGUUUUACCGCAGAGAAAUUUCAAUGAUUGUCUCCCUUGUUCUGUGCCAGACGCGCACAAACAGAUUGAAGAUGUGUUACGUGCCAUGCUAUAUAUGGACCAGCGGAGUGUUAUUUUCAAACCGAUCCAUACAACAGACUUUGUUAUAACAACUUUAAAAAAAGGUUGGAAGACGUGUCGAAGUUUGAAUUUCUUUGUCAACGGGAAACAAUUAAAAGCGUGUCCCUAUCAGUAUAUAUUGAAGGUAGAUAUAAAACCGUUAAUCGACAAAACGACAUUUUACGCAAAAAGAAAAAGUUUAGAGCAUGUGAAAAAUCUUGAUAAGUCACAUGACAAAUCUAAAAAUAGAAAAUCAGAUGAAGUAAGAACUGACCCUAAACAAAUUGUAGAAUCUUAUAAAAAUAUACAGAAUAAAGAUGAUAUACAUUCAAAUGAUACAUCUGUUGGAAAUGAUGAAAACUUGAAAAAUGAUGAAGAGAAAGAAAGACAAAUUUUGAUGGAAAAAAUUAGAAAACGUGAGAGAACGAAAAGAGAAGAAAUACGCAAGAAGGAAGAAGUUGAAAAACUAUUUACCAAUGUUGGUGUAUCAAAUAGUCCUGGCAAUGUAAAGCUAAGAAAAUUGUACAGGACUGAGGUCUAUUGUAACACACCUGGAUCUGUUAAUCUGAACAAAUUUUAUAAUACAAGGAGCACCUCAAAAUCAAGAGGGAAUGACAGAUUGUCAGAAAUACAUGUAUCAGAAAAAGUAGGACAGAGAGACGCAAGAAAUAUUACAAGAUCUACACAAAAACAGGUAGAUGCAUGUACCUCUGAGGCCAGUGGUCGGAAAAAUGAUAGUAAAUUGAUAGAUACAGAUAAUGUUUCAGAAUGUGAAACACUUCUCAGUAGCAAGACUAGGCCACCUAGGUUAGCUAGAAGUCAGAUUGAUAAACAAAGUUUGCAGGGUAGCUCAGUAUCAGGUAUUCCUAAGACGUCUAGAAGGCAGUCAGUCCGCUACUCUGAAGAUGAAUCUGUAUCUUCACAAGAGAGGGAACUUAGAAGCCAGUCUGCAAAAUCAAGUGGUGCAGAUUAUACAAAAAACGUACAACAAAAUAGUUCUAAGUUAAGACAGAAAACAAAAUUAAAAGGAACUCCAAAAUGUGUGUCAAAGAAAACUCCAAAUACUCACAGUAGCAAACAGAGAUCUUGGCAUUCAAAUAAGAGAUUAAAAACAGCAAAACAGUUACCAAUUAAAACAUGUGUUGACCGACUAACAAGGAGUAGAGCUCACUCUAUUAGUUCUGGAUCAAAUACCGGAAGUUCUAGGAAAAAUACAAGAUUGAAUAUAUUGAAGGAAAGAAAGAAUAGGAGUCAAACCCCAGUAAAAUCAGUGUCACAGAAGAAAUCAGUUGAAAACUAUAGUGUAAAACCAGUUAGGAGACCAAUUUUACAAAAUAACCCCUCUGUUGCACCUGAAAAGUUGAGAAUGAAAAAGUCAUCAGGCUGUGGCAGGAAAGAAUCACCACCCUCUACAAGCGAAAGUCGUAGGCUUCGACAAAAUGUUCGAAGCAUGAAAACUGUUACAACAAAAAAUCAGGAUCAUAAGACAGAUACAUGUAGCAUCUCACAGACUAGUUCUUCUAGGUCAUCGUCUGAAUCUCGAAGUUUGGAUCCUUCUACUCGGAAUGCAGUGAAAUAUUCUUUCAGGAGCAGAAGUCUGUCACCACAAGGAAAGAAAAGAAAUAAUUCUGGGAAGUUACAAAGAGGAAAAGGACCACAUAAUUCAAAGGAUGAUUCUAAGAAACAAUCACAGAAAAUUGACCUUUUUAGGUCAUAUCAAUCAAUCGGAAAUGAAUCAGAUCGACUUGAAAAUUUAAGGUACAAUUCCUUCAGUAAGAAAUCAAAGCGUGUUACACGGAAUCAGAUGGAUCGGCAUGAAGUUGAGAAAGAAGAAAUAGCGGAAUCAAUGAAAUUGCAGACAAUAUCAAAAUCAGAUUCUCCACCAUCUUCUUUAAGAAGAUCACCAAGGAAACGGAAGUCAAAUGCAUUAUGGGAUUUUAUUGAUGCUUUUAUUACACCAAUGAAGAAAGUUUUUAAAGGUUGAUAUUUUAUUGGAUAAAGUUUACUGUAUGUCAUGCAUGUCAAAACUCAAUGAUUGGGUAGUUCCAUGUACAUUGUUCCAAUAAAAGAAAGGUCUUAUUCACAGCAAUUAUUUUUCUCAACUUUUUCACACAUUCAUGACACAUAAUAUAUUUUGUUUUGAAUCUCUAGCUCCUAUAUCAUUAGAUAUAAAAUCAUAACAAAUUUGUUUAAUCCCUGCUUCAUACAACAUGUACAUGAUGUAUCAUAUUUUCAACGCUGCUAGACCAAAUACCUUUGUAUAAUUCUGGCUUUAAAGCAUCAUAUUCUGAAAGCUGCUAGACAAAACGUAACCCUUUCACAAGAAUUAAAUAAUCCACAGUGAGACAUUUUUAUCAAUUAUUGUCAUGAUUGUUGCAAUAUAAAGUUGCAUUGGAUUAUAACAUUAUGUUUUAAUUGAGAAGCUACUUUCACACAAUAUAGGAGUAUUCUAAAUUGCUUUGUAAAUUGUAAACCAUUUAAUAUGUAUUGUACUUUUGAUCACACAGCCUUGAAUAUUAUUACAAGACAUCAGUUUUUUUUUAAUGGUGCAUAUUGUUGAAUUGUUUUCAAAAGUUUAUAUAUUUUGUACAUGUUGUAAGUAAUAUGAUUAGUAAUACUCAUUAUGCACAUAACAUGUUCUUAUAAAAAAGAAGAUGCGGUAUGAUUGCCAAUGAGACAACUAUCCACAAAAGACCAAAUUGACACAGACAUUAAAAACUAUAGGUCACCGUACUGCCUUCUUGAUUAGUUGUCAAAUAUUUGCAAUUUUUUUUGUAAUGAAUUAUGUUGAACUUCAUAAUGAUUUGCAUUUAUUGUCCUCAGAGUGUAUAGAUAUAGGAAGAUGUGGUGUGAGUGCCAAUGAGACAACUCUCAAUCCAUAUAACAAUUUAAAAAAAAGUAAACCUUUUAUGAAUGUUAUAUAUGAAAAAGAAGUUCCUUUAAAAAGUUUCUAAAAUAAUGGAAGUGAUGUUAACAUUCUCAUGAUUCAGUUAAAUUGUUACUUAGAAAACAUAUAUCAAAAUGUGUCCCUUAUCAUUAUUAAUUACCGGUCUAAGGGGUAAACACAAAUUUGUUUUCUGAAACUAGUUUAUUAGAACAUGAUUAUAUUAUACUGGGGUAUAUACAGAUGAGAGACCUGGUGUAGUUGCCUUAGUUGAAUUUGGAGAGUAAAAGUAUAGAACAGGCUAUUAU